AUGGAGUCGUUGUGUCAAGUGGUAGCCAAAAGCACUCCCAAAUUAAGCAAUACCCAAGACACCAAGACCACCAACGACAAGAACAACAACAGCACCACCAUCACCAGCAACAACAGCACCCCCACCAACAAUCAAAACCACAAUACAACAACCAAAAACACCCUCAACAGGAGUUACAAGUCCUCCUUAAUAAACUCAAUAAUUGACGGAGGUGGAAAUGGAGGUGGCGGAGGUGUUAACAACAGCAGCAAGCUCCACAAAGACAGUGACUGCCCAAACGACCCUCAGCAGAGACUGGCUGUGUUGUCUUUUGAGCAAGUCCGCCGAUUGAACGACGUGAUGAACGAAGUGGUGAGCAUCCACGGGAGAGGAAACUUUCCAACUCUGGAGGUUAAAUUGCGGGACCUAGUGACAGUCGUUAGGUCGAAGCUCGAAGAAGAUCCAAGCAAUGGAGGGGCUGGAAUGCGAGUUAGAGACAUCAGGCUAAAUGGUGGAGCAGCUUCCCAUGUCCUGGCCACCGAAUCCCAGCCUUACAACGACCUGGACCUGAUAUUUGCAGUGGAGCUGACCUCGCCUAGAAACUUUGACCGAGUGAAGGCUGCAGUCCUUGGCUCACUGUUUGAUCUCCUUCCUGAAGGCGUCAGUCGCAAGAGAAUCACUACUUGCAGCUUGAAGGAAGCGUAUGUCAGCAAAAUGGUGAAAGUCAAUGAUGGAGACAGGUGGUCUCUUAUUUCCCUGGGAAAUUCCCGCGGACACCGCAAUGUCGAGCUUAAAUUCGUGGACACCAUGAAGAGACAGUUCGAAUUCUCAGUUGACUCCUUUCAGAUUGUCCUGGACUCCCUGCUGCUGUUCUACGAGUGCAGCAAACUCCCAAUUGGGGAAAAUUUCUACCCUACGGUUGUUGGAGAGUCUGUUUAUGGAGACUUCCAGGAGGCGCUGUAUCACUUACAAAAAAAGUUGAUCUCCACGAGGCACCCGGAGGAAAUCAGAGGUGGAGGCCUGCUGAAGUACUGUAAUCUUCUAGUGAAGAUGUAUAAACCGGCGCAGCCUGAUUACAUUAAGACUUUAGAGAGAUACAUGUGCUCGAGAUUUUUCAUUGAUUUUCCAGACAUCAAUCAGCAGCAAGCCAAGCUGGAGAACUACUUGUGGAACCAUUUUGUUGGUCCCGAAGAAGAGGCUCUUAAGUAUCAGUACCUGAUGCUUCUGCAGAGUGUCGUUGAAGAGUCAACUGUUUGUCUGAUGGGUCAUGAGAGAAGGCAGACCUUGGCGCUGAUCGAGAACCUGGCCUUCCAAGUCCUUUAUCAGGAGCAGCAGCGGCUAAAUAGUCAGCAGUCCGCGGUCGCUGUUGCAGCUGCUGCUAAUGGACAGCCUGCUUAUGUUUACACCAACACUGGGUUCUACUACCCCGUGAUACCGACCGCUUGUUACACGUGUACUUGUAAUUCGUGGAUGGCUUGUUCUUCGUGA
Cotesia congregata is the source of this 1467-nucleotide messenger RNA. Lineage: Eukaryota; Metazoa; Arthropoda; Insecta; Hymenoptera; Braconidae. The record is from the annotation of a GenBank genome assembly.